AUGUCCGCAUCAAUGUUUAGACUCUCUUCACGUACUACUGUGCUCCUUCAUCUCCUCACACUUCUCAACCUCGCCGCCGCAAUAACCACAACUCACAUGCCAUUAAUCGCCCUCACUUUCCCACAAAACAUCACGUCGACGCUGCGAAACUUCACCGCCUCUCUGACAUACGCUCCAUUAACUCCUUCAAACAUCACCUCGACAACACUGGAUAAUACGUCCAUCUCUAUCGCGACAAACACUAGUUUCCUCUCCCAGAGCGCUGCUCUGCCAAUUCAAUACACAUCUUCUCCGCUACAGGCUACUACGACGCCAGCAAUGCUUCCGAACUCCAGCCUCUCGACGUCGCCAAGCCCUGCCCUACAGACAGCAACAUCAGCUGUUCCUCCACCGCCUCCGCCAACAUCAAUAAAAUUAUGCAAAGACGCAUGUCCAGGAACAGGCAAAGUCUGCGGUUCCCGUAUGAAAGGAGAUUGUAAAGCAGAUACAUUGUACUCGUGCUACAAUAACUGGGAUCCGCCGUUGGAGGGGGAGGAUAAGGAUUGCAGUAUCGUGGAUGGGAAGAAGGGUAUUUGGAGAGGUGGCAGUUGGGAUUGA
Molecule: messenger RNA, 597 nt
Organism: Hyaloscypha bicolor E
Lineage: Eukaryota; Fungi; Ascomycota; Leotiomycetes; Helotiales; Hyaloscyphaceae
Exons: 2
Coding region: 1-597 (198 amino acids)
Source: RefSeq, a predicted model, not a curated record